Messenger RNA from Magnolia sinica, 1377 nucleotides. Its product is annotated as F-box/kelch-repeat protein SKIP20-like. Gene Ontology annotation, molecular function: protein binding. The record is from RefSeq and is a predicted model, not a curated record. Gene Ontology annotation, biological process: regulation of phenylpropanoid metabolic process; negative regulation of cytokinin-activated signaling pathway. The coding region runs from base 133 to 1326 and encodes 397 amino acids. Lineage: Eukaryota; Viridiplantae; Streptophyta; Magnoliopsida; Magnoliales; Magnoliaceae. The transcript has a single exon.
CAAUCCAAUCCCAUAACCGAACUUCUCAAAUAUCUUCUUCUCACGCUCUUCCACCCUCCAAAUAUGUAAACCCAUCCUUUUUUAACGAACACCCCCAUUUUCUCACUCUUUUCUAUCCGAUCAAUCCUUACAAUGAAAGAAGAGACGGAGCAUCUGCUACAAAACCUUAUUCCUGGCUUACCAGACGAAAUUGCCCUUGACUGCCUCGCCCGGGUUCCCUACCGAUUCCACUCGGUCCUCAAAUCGGUCUGCCGCGGAUGGAAUGAUCUCCUCGCCGAUUCUUCCUUCUACCACUACAGGAAGAUCAGCCACCGGGGCGAAGACCUCGUCUGCCUCGUGCAGGCCGUCGUGACGAAGGAAUCGGCCGUGGAAUCGGCGCCUAAGGAUAAGGCCGUCACUCGCCACAUCCCGCCCGUGUACGGCCUCUCCAUCUACAACGCGACCGAUGACACGUGGCGGAGAGUGAUGCCCCUGGCGCCGAUCCUCCCUGCUGGGAUCCCGAUGUUCUGCCAGUGCGUGGCGGUGUCCGGGAAGCUUGUCUUAAUCGGCGGCUGGGAUCCGGCCACGUUAGACUCGGUCGCCGACGUGUUCGUAUGCGAUUUCGUCCGCGGCGGGGGAUGGCGCCGGGGGGCGCCUAUGUCCGUUGCGCGGUCCUUCUUCGCCUGCGCGGCGGUGGGGUCCACCAUCUACGUGGCGGGUGGGCACGAUAACCAGAAGAACGCCCUCCGGUCCGCGGAGGCGUACGACGUCGAGUCGGACACGUGGCGGGAUCUGCCGCCGAUGGCUGAUGAGCGCGACGAGUGCCAAGGCCUGGCCUGCAAAGGCCGGUUUUGGGUUGUAAGUGGGUACCGUACGGAGGCUCAGGGCCGGUUCGACUCGGGCGCCGAGUGCUAUGACCCGGUGAGUGACACAUGGACCGAGUUACACGGGGUCUGGCCCUUCCCCAACUCCAGCCCCAGAGGCACGUGCUACGCCUCGCCACGCGUGCCGAAAGGCCAAGUGCCGAAAAUUACAUUUUCGCCACUAUGGUUUAUAAAUACUAGCAAUAAUAGCCAUAAGGGAGUGAUGGAAUUUGACGAGAGAGAUAAGAACUGGAAGUUGGUGGGGCCCACACCCGAGGGCAUUUGUUCCUCGCCCUGCACGACUCUGAUCUCAGGUGGGCCUUCUUCAGAUCGUAUCUUCGUGAUUGGUUCGGGACAUGGUGGGGGUGGGCCACAUCGGCAUCGAGCUUGUGUAUUGGAGACUAAUACUCGGAAGUGGACCCACAUCAAUACUCCGGUCGACUUCUCGGGCUUUGUCUACUCUUCUGCUGCGCUCUACCUUUGAGCUAUUAGUAUGCUUGGUGUAUAGCAAGUGAGAAAAUAGAGUGUUUUGUCA